Messenger RNA from Pteronotus mesoamericanus, 2587 nucleotides. RefSeq names its product nudix hydrolase 21 (gene NUDT21). Gene Ontology annotation, molecular function: mRNA 3'-UTR AU-rich region binding. Bases 156 to 839 code for a protein of 227 amino acids. Lineage: Eukaryota; Metazoa; Chordata; Mammalia; Chiroptera; Mormoopidae. The transcript has 7 exons. Gene Ontology annotation, cellular component: mRNA cleavage factor complex. The record is from RefSeq and is a predicted model, not a curated record.
CGCCAGAGGUUCUGGGUGCACUUCCGGCGACCGAACACCUCUUCCCUUGUUAAUGGCGGGCGGCGGCUGCUGAGUGGGACGCAGACCACCGCUGCCCGCACCGGGAAAGUCUCCCCGCUUCUCCUCCUUGCCGCUCGCCAUCAGUGCUCGUCAUCAUGUCCGUGGUGCCGCCCAAUCGUUCGCAGACCGGCUGGCCCCGGGGCGUCAACCAGUUCGGCAACAAGUACAUCCAGCAGACCAAGCCCCUCACCUUGGAGCGCACAAUCAACCUGUACCCUCUUACCAAUUACACUUUUGGUACAAAAGAGCCCCUCUACGAGAAGGAUAGCUCUGUUGCAGCCAGAUUUCAACGCAUGAGGGAGGAAUUUGAUAAAAUUGGAAUGAGGAGGACUGUAGAAGGGGUUCUGAUUGUACAUGAGCACCGGCUACCCCAUGUGCUACUGCUACAGCUGGGAACAACUUUCUUCAAACUACCUGGUGGUGAACUUAACCCAGGAGAAGAUGAAGUUGAAGGACUAAAACGCUUAAUGACAGAGAUACUAGGCCGCCAGGACGGAGUCCUGCAGGACUGGGUCAUCGACGACUGCAUCGGGAACUGGUGGAGACCGAACUUCGAGCCGCCUCAGUAUCCAUAUAUUCCUGCACAUAUUACAAAACCGAAGGAACAUAAGAAGCUGUUUUUGGUUCAACUUCAAGAAAAAGCCUUGUUUGCUGUCCCUAAAAAUUACAAGCUGGUAGCCGCACCGUUGUUUGAAUUGUAUGACAACGCGCCAGGAUACGGACCCAUCAUUUCUAGUCUCCCUCAACUUUUGAGCAGGUUCAACUUUAUAUACAACUGAAUGCCUGCACAGGGGAGAAGUAAAGAAGCCGUCUCUGUGAGCACAGCUCUGCCCAGUACAGAAUACACAUAGUAGAAAAUUGUUGUGUUUUUUUUUAUCUCUUUCCCAGACCCUCAAUUGCCUCCUCCUCUCUAUUGUUUGAAGAGUAAAGUUGACCUGAAGAACUAGAUAGUAGUGUAGACACAUGUGGUAAUGUUUAACUCACUUUUGUUUCUACUCAUACAUUUUUGUACAUUAAAGAAAGUGGACUUCUUUCCAUUUGUUUUUUUUUUUUAAUUUCACAUUCAACUUGAACAGUUCUUAUACAUGAGGAUCAUUUUUUCCUCGCCCCCAGGCUGGUGCAGGUUCAGGGACAAGGGCCGGGUUGGGUCGGCCGAGUUUAUGGGACAUCGGCUCUGAUGCCACUCCGGGGGCACACUCCCAGGCCGCGUCAGAGACCUCUGUGAUGAAGAUUUUCUGUUACUUUUGGGAACUAGAUUAACCUGAAUGAGUCCCAGGUGUAGCUCCCGUACCACACUCUGCGCUCUGAUGAGUUGUGUUUGGAAGAACUCCCAGGAGGCUCCUGCCUGGUACAUUCUGUGCUGGUUCGGUCGGACCUUACUUUACAAGCAGUAGACCUCACCACGUGGGAAACCAUUAAGGUGGACUAGGUCUGGCAAAGUCAUGGGGAAUGGUAUAUACAGAGACAGAUCUGUAGUUCAUUUCAGGGUUUUCUUCAUAUAAUGAGGGUGUUAAUUGUGCUCUUCUGAAUUCUGGUUCUUGGUGUUCCGAGGGCCAUGGUAAGACGGCAACCUGUGAAGAAAGUUUCUAAAAGUGGGUCAGUUAGGUUUUGAACUCUCGGAUUACAAAGUUAGUUAUUUCAAUGAAUUUGAAGUUAUAUUCAUAAAGAUGAAAAACUGAAUUUAGCAAGUGAUACAAAACCUUUUCAAAAAUACGUGGGAAUAAUCUGAAAUCUAAGGAAAGGAUACAAGAUAGGUUGUUGUGAGCCUAAGAGGAAAAAAACCCCCCACAUUUUAAAAACUUUUAAAAAUAUUGCUAAAUUAGUAUCAGAUUUAAAGGACUAAAAAAACGUAUCUGAGGGCAAAGGAGUGUGCUGGCUGUGCCACUGCCUAGCAGUCGAAACGCACUGUGUGCGCCUUGCUACAGGCUUGGUGGCGGCAGGUCUACUGCGAAGGAGAUCUUGCAAGACACAGCUACUUGAAGAAGAUAGAUUGGUACAUAGUUAAGUUUUUAAUAGAAAUGGACUUGAUUAGUUCUCACAACUUUAUGGUACUGAUCACAGGGCUAUUCCCCUGAGCGUCGGGUGAUGUGAAAGGUGUAUCAUGAGUUUUUUCCCUGUUUAGACCUGAGAAAGUCAGACCGAGAAUGCCUGCGAAGAUUCAUGCAUGAACAAGUUCGCUAGUUGAGGUCCUGUCAGACUCACAUCGUUGCGUGUCAGGUCGUGACUGACUGGGCUCCUGUUCAGAUAGCAGGUACACGCUGCACUGCAGGACCAAAAAUGACUAGCGUUUUCUUUGAAAGAGCCACCAGUUCUGUGGAUAGUUCUCCUUUAAGGGCUCAGUCCUGUCCUUUGGUUUACAUUAGCGUAUUACUAAUUUAUUACGAUUUUAUUGGUUGGCUCACUGAUUAGCGAGUCAUCGCCGGGGAAGGAGAUAGCUUGGUCCAGUCCACCUUCCAUGAUUGUUUCUGGAAUCCAAGUGAAAAGCUACCGUGACCAUAUUUCAGACCCGAGAAGCUCUUGCCAUUUG